This is a messenger RNA of Neopelma chrysocephalum (saffron-crested tyrant-manakin), 741 nucleotides long. It is a transcript of the gene MYOG, whose product is annotated as myogenin. Gene Ontology annotation, molecular function: protein dimerization activity; RNA polymerase II cis-regulatory region sequence-specific DNA binding; DNA-binding transcription factor activity, RNA polymerase II-specific. The record is from RefSeq and is a predicted model, not a curated record. Gene Ontology annotation, biological process: muscle organ development; positive regulation of transcription by RNA polymerase II; positive regulation of myoblast differentiation. Lineage: Eukaryota; Metazoa; Chordata; Aves; Passeriformes; Pipridae.
AUGGCACCGAGCAGUUGGCGUGGGGAGAGGGAACAGCCGUCCCCGAGCCGCACACACGUCCCGGAGCCCCGAGCGCCCAUGGAGCUCUUCGAGACCAACCCUUACUUUUUCCCGGAGCAGAGGUUUUACGACGGGGAGAGUUUCCUGGGCUCCCGCUAUGAGCCGGCGGCGUUCCCCGAGCGCGCCGAGGCCUCGCUGUGCCCCGAGGGCAGGGCGGCUCUGGAGGAGAAGGACUCGGUGGGCGAGCACUGCCCCGGGCAGUGCCUGCCCUGGGCCUGCAAGGUGUGCAAGAGGAAGACGGUGUCCAUGGACCGGCGCCGAGCGGCCACGCUGCGGGAGAAGCGGCGGCUCAAGAAGGUGAACGAGGCGUUCGAGGCGCUGAAGCGCAGCACCCUCCUGAACCCCAACCAGAGGCUGCCCAAGGUGGAGAUCCUGCGCAGCGCCAUCCAGUACAUCGAGCGGCUGCAGAGCCUGCUCAGCUCCCUCAACCAGCAGGAGCGGGAGCAGCGAGAGCUCCGCUUCCGCCCCCAGCCCGCGGCGACCAGCGAGUGCGGAUCCGGCCGCUCAUCCUGCAGCCCCGAGUGGAGCACCCAGCUGGAGUUUGGCACCAACCCUGCAGAUCCCCUCCUGGCCGAGGAGGCGGCGGAGGAGCGCGACCUGCCCUCGCUGUCCUCGCUCGUGGAGAGCAUCGCCGGCGACGGCGCGGCCGCGACCUUCCGGGAGGAGCGGGGCCAGAACUGA